AUGAGAGUGGCAGUUAGUGAAGAAGUCAUCCGAAGUGACAGUUUGCAGUCCUCGCCGAUCGGAGAUCUCACGAUGGUCAUCCCGCCGCCGUUCAUCUACAGAAACUCAUUGACAGUUCCGCCGAACCCGUUCUUCAUAAGUGACAGCGUCGUUGGGUCAGUUCUAUUGUGUUUUUGUAUGGAUUAAAUUAACUCUGUUCCAGAUAUUGCGAUGAACCGCCGUCCUACAGCGAGGUUGUAGAUCGCGGGGUCUCUCCGAUUCCGUGCCAACCGAAAGUGGUUCCUCCAGAGAUUUAA
This is a messenger RNA of Caenorhabditis sp. 36 PRJEB53466, 296 nucleotides long. The record is from the annotation of a GenBank genome assembly. Lineage: Eukaryota; Metazoa; Nematoda; Chromadorea; Rhabditida; Rhabditidae.